UAAUAACACGCUCUUUGGUUGUUUCGAUCUAAACGAUCUCAACACACAGACCCUUAGCAGUAAUCUCCCUUUCUCUCAGUCCGCAAAUUCCCAAACCCUAGCAAUCUCCCUUUCUGUUUCUGCAAUCUCUCCUCGCGCAAUCGCUAUCUCAUUCUCUCUCUCCCUUCAUACCUGUCUUCUUCUUAGCUUCUCUGUAUUUUCCUCUGUGCCCACCGAAUUUGUGCAAUUUUUGUUGGUAUUAUAUAACGACGAUGACUGACGGAAAGCUCAAUCUACCUGACGAUCUCCUCCUCUCCUCCAAAUCAGCCGAUGAACCCCUCUCCUCCUUCAAAGAUCAAUUGACUGUGGACAACACAAUACCACUUUCUCCUCAAUGGCUUUAUGCUAAGCCGGUGGAUGCUAAGUCAUUAACUGCUGGAGCAUCAGGGGAAACACGUGCAUCAAAUUCUUUGUCCCUUGGAAACUCCAUUGAUAACAAUUUGAAAGACAAUUGGCGUUUAGAUGGAACCCAAGACAAGAAAGAUCGGAGGAGGAUUGCUUCUGACAUAGAAAGUAGCCGUCGCUGGCGUGAGGAGGAGAGGGAUACAGGCUUGCUUGGUAGAAGAGAUCGCAGAAAAGAGGACCAUCGCGCUGAUUCUGUUUCAACCAGAGAUAUAUCUGAGAAUAGGACUUUGUCUUCUUCAGAUCGUUGGCAUGACAGCAAUAACCGCAUUUCUGGGCAUGAAUCCCGAAGAGACAGCAAGUGGUCAUCUAGGUGGGGUCCGGAAGAUAAAGAGAAGGGUUCUUUAACUGAUAAGAGGGCAGAUGUUGAGAAAGAAGACACCCACAGCGACAAACAAAAUUUUGGCACAGCUAGCCGCCCAACUUCUGACCUUGAGAAUGAUUCUCGUGAUAAGUGGAGGCCUCGCCAUCGUAUGGAAGUUCAUGCUGGUGGACCUGCUGCGUACCGGAGCGCACCUGGAUUUGGGUCUGAUAGAGGACGAGUGGAGAGCUCAAAUGUGCGGUUUGCUGCUGGACGAGGGAGGUCUAACAAUAGUGGGAACUUUCAAAAUGGCAGGCAUCUUAAUUCUUCUCCUAUUGGGUCCAUUCCUGUGAAUAAAAAUCAUACAUUCUGUUAUCCAAGGGGAAAACUUCUUGACAUUUACCGAAAGCAUAAGACUCUUCCAAGUUUUGAUCCUAUGCCAGAUGGGGUGGAACAUGCAUCUCCAAUAACCCAGGAAACUGCUAUCAAGCCAUUGGCUUUUGUUUCCCCUGAUGCAGAGGAAGAGGCUGUCCUUGGAGAUAUAUGGCAGGGGAAAAUCACAAGCAGUGGAGGAUUGAAAAGCUCAUUUAGAGACAAUGACACAUCAAAUAAUAAUACUACAGGCUUUGGUGAGGUGCCUUUAGGUGAGGGGAACCCAAAUUCCUCUGUUAAGACUGAAGAAAUUGCUGACUCUUUUGGAAAAAUUACUGUUAAUGCUUCUGGUCAAGGUAUUGGUUCUGAGAUGUUAGAUACAUCAAUGGCUGAGGAAAAGGAUUCACAAAAAGAUGGCACACAGAAGCUUACAACAACAAUUGGCAGAGAGUUGACGGAUGACUUUGUGCCUGCAGUUUCCAAGAAAGACGAUUCCAGCAGUGUCGGGGAGUGUGGCCCAAGCAACAAUGUUGUGGAGUUGAAAGCUUUUGAAAUGUCAUCAGUGGAAGAUGUGGCUUCAAAGAAGCACCUUAAGUUGGGGGAUAAUGAACCAACUACUUUUGAGAUUGGUAGCCAGCUUCCUGGCGAUUCAAGUUCUCUAUUUGAUUUUAUUAUUCCACUCGAGGAGCUAUCAUUGUGCUAUCUUGAUCCUCAAGGGGCAAUCCAGGGACCAUACCUUGGUAUUGAUAUCAUUGCAUGGUUUGAGCAAGGAUAUUUUGGAACUGAUCUACCAGUUCGUUUGUCAGAUGCUCCCAGUGGAUUACCCUUCUUUGAGCUUGGAGAUAUUAUGCCUCACCUUAAACUUAAACCUGGGUGCGCUUCAAGCACUAGUCCAUCUGCUAAGUUACAACUAUCGGAACCUGUUGGAGAAAGCUUGGAAGGGAGCGCACUGCCUCCUGCUUCUUCUCUUGAAUUCAAGGGUUCUUCUGUCAGGGAAGAACUGCAGUAUGCCUCAUCUGGAUUUGAGGCCAUCCCUAGUGUUAGUGGUCGGUCAAGAAUACCUGAUCAUGGUUUUCGCCCCAGGACAGUGGAUUCUGAUGAUCAAAGAUUCCAAAAUAUUGUUACUUUGGAUGAAGAAAUUGUCUUUCCUGGAAGGCCUGGAAGCAGUGGCAACCCUUUGAUAACAGAUGCCGCAGGCAUUCAGAGUUUUGUUUCUAAUCCUCCUAGCCACCCUGUCAUCUUAAAUGAAUUUUCAGAGACUGGCAUGCUUACUCAUCAGGAUGAAAUAGUUCAUCCAUUUGGCUUGCUGAUGUCUGAGCUCAGAAGCAAGUCUCAUCCGAAGCAUGCUCAAGCAUCCUAUAUGGCUUCAAGCAUGAGUGAGGGUCAUGCUGUGGAUCCUUAUACAGAGCGUGAUGCUGCUCUUGCUAGCCACAGGUCCUUUGAUGCAGUAUCUGAUCAAUCCCGUUAUACAGAUACAUGGCCAGAAGAUUAUAGUAAAAAGCCACUCAUGAACCCCCACAUUGAUCUAGGUUCCACAGACGCUCGACACUUAUUUCAGAGGCAACCUGAGUUCAAUGAUUUUGACCAGCAGCAUCUCAUGCCACAGAAGAUGCAAAACGAACGUCAACAACAGAAUCAUGCAUCUCAUCCCUUCUUACAAGAACUGGGUUUUGAGCAAAUCCCUUCUCAUCUGAUUGAACUGCAAUUUCAACAGCAGAGAAAGUUGGAGCUCCAACAACAGUGGCAGUUGGAGCUUCAACGGCAGCAGCAGUUGGAGCUUCAACGUCAGCGGCAGUUGGAGCUUCAACGUCAGCGGCAGUUGGAGCUUCAACGUCGGCAGCAAUUCGAGCUUCAACGUCGGCAGCAGUUGGAGCAUCAGCGGCGGCAGCAGUUUGAGCUUCAGCAACAGCUGCAACAGUUUGAACUUCAGCAACAGCAUCAUUUACUGCAUCAACAGCAGCAGCAACAACAGCUUCAUCAGUACCAAAUGAAAUUGCAGCAGCAGCAGGUUCUGGAACAGUUGCUGCAGCAUCAGAUGUCUGAUCUUGGCUAUGGGCAGGGAAAGGGAGAUCCAAUGAGAGACAACUUGGUUGAUCAGAGUCAAUUUAGGACACCACUUCCAGAACUGCAGCGAAAUCUGCAUAUUCCAAGGCACUUGGAUCUGUCACUGGAGCAGGUAAUUCGAGCAAAGAUUGGCCAGAAUAAUCUUCAAGAACCUCAGACUGAUAUCUUAGACCUCUUAUCACAGGUGAAGCAUGGUAAUAUAUUGCCUUCAGACCUGCAAUUCCAUCAUCAGCUAGAACAGAUGCAGGCGCAAGAGUUGUCUUUGGCAAGGUCUACAGGAUUUAACACUUCAGAUUGUCACCUGCAACAGCAGAGGCAAUCCUCACAUGAUGAACAUUUAAGCCACAUCAAAUGGAAUCAUGCUUUACAGGAGUUACAUCAAGGUGGGUUUUAUGAGCCUAGCUCUAUGGCAUUUGACCAUCUAACUUCUCUUCCUGCUAGCACACUAGGGAUUAAGUUGGAUAAUGUAAAUGGUCAUUCCCAAGGUCCAGAUUCAGCAGAACAUCUAUAUAUGCAUCCUGCUGAGCAACUGGGUUCUGUUUCUUCAAAUGCUCCCUCUUGCGACCAACAAGUUCUUGAUGAUAUUUAUGCUUCUCAUCCUGAAAUGACAGAGAACUACUUCCCUGGAAAACGAAGGCAGCAAGAGAAUAGUUGGGUUGAAGGAGGGAUGCAACAGCUGCUGCAUCAUGAAAAUGAAAGAAAAAGAAAUGUUUCAGAAGCUUCUGGAAACUCUAGUAUUUGGUUAUCAGGUCAACGAGAUGAGGAGAGCUCGAAGCAAGUUUUAAUGGAUCUUCACCAAAACAUAGGUCUUCAGUCUAUUCACUCAUCAGAAGAUGAUUAUGGGCACCUUAUAUCCUCUUCAAAGUCUCGGGAAUCCUUUUGGCUGAUCACUGAUUCAUCUUCUCCAAAUCAUAAUCCAGAUCAAGAAGUUGCCAUGAAUAACUCAUUUAUGGAUAGGCCUCAACAUUUGAACUCAAAUUCUCUGUUGCAUGAUAAUCCUGCCAUGGCCUUGAGUGGUCAAUUACACCUAGGAAAUGGUGAAAGAUUGCAUGGGUCAAAUUCUGGAGCGCUACCGGAAGAACCAACUUUUUUGUCUGGCAUGAUAGAUACUUCUCAAGCUAAUCAUGUGGAUAACAGGUUUGGUUCAAAAUAUACCAAGGAUAAAGACUUGGCAGAAUUGGAUAACAGAUCUGGGUCCAAAUGUGUGAGGGCCAUGUCCAGGUCUGUUUUACACAUGGAAGAAAACUUUGUUGAACAAGCUGAAACUGCUAUGGAUCUUGUUAAUGCCCAUAGCAGGCAUAGUUCACUAAGCAGUGCUGGUGGAUAUGGAGGCUUACAUGGCUAUGAGAUGGGAUUAGAUAAUUCGACCAGUGAAGAGGUUUCUAAUGACAGGGUUAUAUUAAGUAAAGGGCUUGACAAUUCCUUGCAUAAACACCCACCAGUGUCCCGAGCCUUAUCUUCCCUGGAUGUUUUGUCAGACAUGGCAUCUGCUUCGCAUAACAAGCAUAAAAAUCCAACAAGCAUUGCAACUUCUGAUGAAAGGAGGAAUGAGUCUGUAGAGAAUUUAGCAGCAGCAUGGGGAGGUGAUACUCAAGCAUCUGGCAUGAAAGAAGUGCGUUUUAGGAGGACUGCGUCUUACAAUGAUGCUGGUAUAACAGAGACAUCAUUCAUAGAUGUGCUAAAAAAGCCUGUUUUUUCUGAGGCUGAAGCAGCAAAUGCGGCUGCCUUGGAAUCAUCUGAUGGUUCACUGACUGGACGAAGUGGGAAAAAGAAGGGGAAGAAAGGAAGGCAGAUUGAUCCUGCUCUCCUUGGCUUCAAGGUUUCUAGCAAUCGCAUUAUGAUGGGUGAGAUACAACAUCUUGAUGACAACUGAUACAUGCUGUUCUUGUUCGUUUUUCUCCUCUUGUUUUGGAGAUGAGUAGAUUGUGUACCGAUUACUGAAGAAGCAAAUAGGACUUGAGAUUCUUUGUUUUUUUUUUUUUUUUCCCUUUUCCUGUCUUGUUCAAGGUGCGGAGAAACUGCCUGAAUUUCUCUUCUUGUCUGCCCUGCCAUAUUGUUAGUUAAUAUAAGUUCAAAUUUUAUGUAAUAGAAAAUAUUUUGUAGACAUGAAACAUGUCAGAGAAUAAUAAUAAAAUAUAAAUCCUAUAUUAGGUUUCUAAUCA
Populus nigra (black poplar) is the source of this 5340-nucleotide messenger RNA. Its product is annotated as protein ESSENTIAL FOR POTEXVIRUS ACCUMULATION 1-like. The transcript has 10 exons. The record is from RefSeq and is a predicted model, not a curated record. NCBI's taxonomy places the organism in Eukaryota, Viridiplantae, Streptophyta, Magnoliopsida, Malpighiales, Salicaceae. The coding region runs from base 252 to 5051 and encodes 1599 amino acids. Gene Ontology annotation, molecular function: protein binding.